AUGGCCGUAAGCGGGAGAAGAUUUCUAAAAUCGCUCACAGAACAAAUCAAUUCAACAAGAAACUAUGGAACCGCUAAACGAGUGGUUGCCUCGAAACCAGUGGUGGAAAUGGACGGAGAUGAAAUGACCCGUAUCAUUUGGGAAAAGAUAAAAGAAAACUUAAUAUUUCCAUAUGUAAAAUUAGACUGCCUUUACUAUGACCUGGGGUUACCUCACCGUGACGCAACAAACGACCAAGUAACAAUUGACGCUGCGCACGCGAUUCUGAAGCACAAUGUUGGCAUCAAGUGCGCAACUAUCACCCCUGAUGAACAACGCGUUGAAGAGUUUAAACUCAAGAAGAUGUGGCUGAGCCCCAACGGUACCAUACGUAAUAUUCUGGGUGGUACCGUGUUCCGUGAACCCAUACUCUGUAAGAGCAUACCUCGUCUCGUGCCCGGUUGGACCCAGCCUAUUGUAAUCGGUCGUCAUGCCCAUGGAGACCAGUACAAGGCCCAAGAUUUCGUUGUAUCUAAGCCCGGAAAGGUGGAACUGGUCUACACAGCGGAAGAUGGGACCGUGUCCAAGCAACUGCUUUAUGAUUUCAAAGCUCCCGGAGUAGCUAUGGGAAUGUACAACACUGACGAAUCUAUCAUGGCCUUCGCUCAUUCCAGUUUUCAGGUUGCCUUACAAAAGAAAUGGCCGUUGUAUUUGUCAACGAAGAAUACAAUUCUCAAACGUUAUGAUGGUCGCUUCAAGGAUAUCUUCCAAGAAAUAUAUGAAAGCACAUACAAAAAACAGUUCGAAGAUGCCAAGAUAUGGUACGAGCAUCGCCUGAUCGAUGACAUGGUUGCACAAGCUAUUAAAGGGUCAGGCGGAUUUGUCUGGGCCUGCAAGAACUACGACGGCGAUGUACAGUCAGAUAUUGUAGCACAGGGUUAUGGCUCUCUCGGGAUGAUGACGUCAGUGCUGAUGUGCCCAGAUGGUAAGACAGUGGAAUCUGAAGCGGCCCACGGAACUGUCACCCGCCAUUACAGAAUGCACCAACAGGGGAAACCUACAAGCACCAACCCUGUCGCCUCUAUUUACGCUUGGACCAGGGGAUUAAUGCAUCGUGCUAAAUUGGAUGGCACGCCUGAGUUGGAGAAAUUCGCUUUAGCUUUGGAAGAGGCAUGCGUCGAAUGUAUUGAUAGCGGCAAAAUGACGAAGGAUUUGGUAAUAUGCAUCCAUGGCUUAGCUAAUACCAAGGAAGGCAUGUUUUUACACACUGAAGACUUUUUGCAAGCAAUUGCCGAGCAGCUCGAACGCAAAUUGUCAAAGUAA
Pieris macdunnoughi is the source of this 1302-nucleotide messenger RNA. NCBI's taxonomy places the organism in Eukaryota, Metazoa, Arthropoda, Insecta, Lepidoptera, Pieridae. The record is from the annotation of a GenBank genome assembly.